This is a messenger RNA of Polyodon spathula (Mississippi paddlefish), 2683 nucleotides long. RefSeq names its product toll-like receptor 2 type-2. The coding region runs from base 407 to 2314 and encodes 635 amino acids. The record is from RefSeq and is a predicted model, not a curated record. Gene Ontology annotation, molecular function: protein binding; transmembrane signaling receptor activity; triacyl lipopeptide binding. Gene Ontology annotation, cellular component: membrane. Gene Ontology annotation, biological process: inflammatory response; immune response; toll-like receptor signaling pathway. Lineage: Eukaryota; Metazoa; Chordata; Actinopteri; Acipenseriformes; Polyodontidae. The transcript is spliced from 3 exons.
UCUUUCGAAAUAGUUUAACAGAGCGGUUUAUUUUUAUUUUUUGUCAGACAGACCAGUAAGAUGUUAAUCUCCUAUAAGGAAGUAAGUUAGAGACAGUCUAUACAGUGAUGAUGUUUGGUAAAAUCACAACUAAGUGAAACUAGCCAACUUAUUGUAAAGUGAGUGACCAUCAUCUAAUAGCAUUAAGAAUUCUACUUUCCAGACAAAACAUGAUAAAAGAGGGAGGUUCUUCGCUUGUGGGUGAAGUUACAUAAUGUAUUUAGUCCAAAAACUCAGAGUCAGACUGUAAAGGAAGGUGCAGCCACUGAAGACACUUGAACCAUCCAAAACUUAAAAGCUGGUAUUUAAAGAAAAGAUUUGAUAAUAUUUACUGAACUCACAGAAAAAAGAAAAAAAAAGCAUCAAUAUGUUUCUUGGAAACCAUGUUGUCGUGGGACUGUGUCUCAUUUUCUGUGAAACAUGUAUUUCUGCAGCAGGAGAACAUGUAGCUAACUGCUCUGCACAGAAUUACCCCACCGCUCCAUGUGCAUUUCCAUCAGACACAAUGACCCUGGACUUGUCUCACAAUAGCAUGGAAACAAUCCUUCGACGGGAUUUCUCAGGUGUCAGAGGACUGAGGAAGCUCUAUCUACAGUUUAAUCAAAUCAGUUCUGUAGAUCCUGAGGCUUUUCAAGACAACCUAGAGCUGGAGUAUCUGGACGUUUCAAACAACAAGAUACGUGAUAUUUCCGCCUUGCCCUUUAGAAACCUGCCAGCUCUGAAUCACCUGGAUAUCACCAACAACAUUGACACAGACAUUAUCUUAGGACCUCAAUUUAGCAGCCUUCAAAACCUCCAGACCCUGAAGCUUGGCAAUCCUCAGAUUUCUUCCUUAAGAGAAAACAGCUUCCAAAAACUUGUCGGCCUCCCUCUAAAGGAAUUCCAUCUUAUUACAGGCGACUUCACGGAAUACGAGCACUCUUUGAAACCCCUCGAUGGACUCGAGAAGAUCACUCUGGAGGUAAACAUGUGGCAGAAUUUAGAACUAUUCAUAUCUAUGUUUAAAGACAUUGUGAAUUCUACCAAAACAUUAGAAGUCAAGAACCUUGAUUUUGCCAGAAGAGAAAAGUUUAUCUUUUUAGAUUUUUUUUUGGAAACCUCACAACUGAUAUCUCUUGCUUUCUAUAAUAUAUCAUCAACUGGUAAUUAUUCUUCGUUUUUACUUAAUAGUGUUGUGAGGUCAAAGAUUGAAGUGCUAACACUUGAUAAUGUUAAGUUAAAUGUUGGAGAUUGGAGGGUGCAGAUCUCACCCCAGCAACAAAUGCAUUUGCGGAGCUGGUUUGUUAAAAACACAGUAAAUCUUAACAGCAUUGAGAACCCUGAAAGCAUGAUUAACAUUUAUAGAUCACUUGUCCAUAUUGCCCUUGUAAAUUGUAAAGUUUAUUUCAUACCAUGUAUAUUAUUAGAGUCUAUGGCACUAGUAGAGUCAGCAGAUCUAUCUUCCAAUUUCUUUCGAGAAUAUUCGUUGUUUCCACCCUGCCUCAGACCGUUUCCUUCUUUGCGUUCAUUAGUGAUUAAUAACAAUAAAUUUGAAGACUUACAGAAACUUAGCAUCAGAACAUCUAAUUUAAAGCAACUGGUGAACAUGUCUGCUAGCUACAACACAAUAAGUGUGCGGUCCAGUGAAGCAUGCCUUUGGACAGAAAGCCUAAGAAUUUUGAACUUGAAAGGCAAUGUCCUCCAGAGUAAUGUCUUUGACUGCCUCCCUGCCUCAUUAGAGAUCCUGGAUUUGAGCCUCAACAACAUCACUGUAGUUUCUAAUAUUGAAAAGAUGAGAAACUUAAAAGAGCUCUACUUGACUGGUAACCAGAUAUUCUCCUUACGUCUGUCCCCCUUGCCCACUUUGAGAGUCCUGCAUGCUGAUGAGAACAAAAUAAGUCAUGUCACCACGAGUAUGCUCAAAGAUUUAACCCUCGCUGAACUAACACUUAGCAAAAACCCUUUUGAAUGUGACUGUGAUAUACAAGAUACCGCCUAUUAUUUCCAAAGCAUGCAAGCCAAAGUUAUUGAUUGGCCAGAGAAGUACAGAUGCUUAUUACCGAACAGCCUGAGGGGUGCAGAAAUCCGUCAUGUGUCGAUAUCAGGGGCACAGUGUAACCUGGGUGUGAUUAGUGGUGUACUUAUUGCCUGCAUACUCCUUGCUGCCAUCUUAUCUGUUUUCCUUUGCCGAAAAUAUAAUAAAGACAUGAGCAUAAGAACCAGGGCCCGCCGUGUUUAUCGACAGAUCUCCAUUUGCAAUCAAACUCAACCAGAAAUGCCAUUAGAGAACAUGUGAUAACUUAAAAUUAUAUAUAUCAGUUCUGAUAAUAAUGAAAGUGGAUAAUCUCAUCUGAAUUGAAACCGUAGCAUUAAUUCUGAAAGUUCAUAUAAAUCAAAACAAGCUGUUUUCAUGAAAAAAAAUAGGUUACGCAUGUACAGUAAAGUAGAAGGAACAGCAUAAGUGAAAUCACCACAAGUUUUAAACCAUACUAAAUGAACUGGGAUAUUGAGGUGGCUCAAUAGCCUUUUCCAAUAUAGAGCUCCUCUUGGUACAUGUUGAUGUGUUUUUCUUACUUACUCUCUUGCUCUGAAAGUGGGUAGCUUGAAAAUUAUUUAAAACUAACUUGUAGGGGAUGUUUUUUUUUAAUCUAUAUUAUAUGUUGUC